GACUAAGCUACCUAGCUACAAAGCUUGCAAGCUUAGCUUGGGUGACAAUGACAUUAUUGGAUUGUUGGACGCAGCAAAAUUUCCUGAUGAUUGCCAUCAUAAGGACACUGUUGAACUGGCAAUUGCAACUGUCACAUCUACACCAACAGAAAGUGAGAAUAUCAAUGCUUUUGAGACGUGAAGCAGCGACCGGAGGGCCGAAAGAUAAAAUGCUGACCCAAAAUACUCUCAAUGCCAUUUUCUCUCCUGAAGACAACAACAAGCCAGCACCAACGCCAAUUUUCAAAUGAAAACAAGAAGGCGGAGGCAACCAACAAAAAGUAAAUGGCAACUAAAUCGAGGAAAUAAAUUAAACCAAAAAAUGAGGACGCAAAGUUAGAAAGCAACGUUAUCCAGUAAAUUUAAGAUGGAGAAAUUUGUACUAUAUGGCAAUUAAACUUGCAAUGAAUUGUGGUGCUGAGUACAAAAGUCCAAAAAAGUAUAGAAAUCACAAAACAACAAUUCCCCCAGCAACACAGUCGCAGGCCGCAAACAAUACAGCCAACAGUAAAGGCGAAACUGAAGCGUUAGCAGAAGGGAUCAACAGCCUAUGAUAGACGCACGAUGUGCACGAACAUUGCAGCUAAGCCGGCGAACAGCAGUAGCAGCAACAACAGUAGCAAAGGGAGCAAUAACAAAGAGAUCAACAACAAUAUCCACCAAACAUACAGUGGGAGCCGACGCAAUAGCGUAGCGACAACAAUCGCAGCCAGCUUGGCCGUCAUCACCUACCUGGGCCACCCGGCCGCAUCGCAAGAAUUCACAGCUCCUUCACCGGCAAGUGCAGCGACCACCCUGCGGGAAACUCGUAAUAUCAGCGAUUACGCGACGCAUGAAAUAUCAGCAGCAGCGGCGAUUGCAAAUUAUACUGUAAUUGCGGCGAAUUUCGAUUCGACUUCAGCUGGAAGAGAAACAACGCCAGCGUACGCCAGUACCGCUACCGACAUAGACGUAUCCUCACCAACGACCGUCAAAAGAAACGCGAUAUAUAGCAGCGCAAAUGCCUAUGUGCCUGCAGCGACGUCGACAGCAACAGCGGCAGUGCUUGCUACCACCAUCGGCGAAGCAGAAGCGACUUUCAACGCAUUGGUGUACAACGACUCAUUCACAGAGAGUUACAAUGGCAGCACAUAUAGCGGCAACAAAACCAGCGACGAUGUCAACUUAACGGUACUCAACAUCACCGAUAACGCUGCGCAAAACAACAGGGACAAAUGGUUAAGCCUGUCGAUAUUCAUUGUGAAAGGAUUCAUAUUCGCUUUGAUUAUCUCAGCGGCGGUGCUGGGCAAUGCCUUGGUCAUCAUUUCGGUGCGCCGCAAUCGCAAAUUACGCGUUAUCACGAAUUAUUUCGUCGUCUCGUUGGCCAUGGCAGACAUGUUGGUGGCGUUGUGUGCGAUGACAUUUAAUGCGACGGUGGAGCUCUCAGACGGCAAGUGGAUGUUCGGCCGCUUCAUGUGCAACGUGUACAACAGCCUGGAUGUGUACUUUUCCACUGCGAGUAUUUUGCAUUUAUGCUGUAUCUCUGUCGAUCGAUAUUUCGCCAUUGUCCGCCCACUCGAGUAUCCACUGUAUAUGACGACUCGUACAGUUUACUUUAUGUUAGCGAAUGUGUGGAUACUCCCAGCGCUUAUAUCGUUCACGCCCAUCUUCCUGGGUUGGUAUACGACCGCUGAGCACCAGCGGGAAAUCUUAAUGCAUCCGGAUCAGUGCUCAUUUGUGGUCAACAAAGCGUACGCAAUCAUUUCGAGUUCAGUCAGCUUCUGGAUACCGGGCAUCGUGAUGCUCUGCAUGUACUGGCGCAUCUACAAAGAAGCAGUGCGACAAAGAAAAGCUCUAAGCCGUACAAGUUCGAAUAUUCUGUUGAACAGUGUGCACAUGGGCCACACCCAAUCGACCAACCUCAAUUAUUUGCACCCAGGCGACUGCGAGCUAAGCGCUACGAUAGCGCGCGAGGAGACACAUAGCGCGAUCAGCAAUUUAGAGGAUAUACUGCCACAAACAACAGAUGAAGACGAUGAAAAAGAUGAUUGUGAUGAUUGUGAUGAAUUACGAGUACCAGCUCCGCCGCGUCGGCUCAGCCGCAGUAGCAUCGAUUUGCGGGACUUGGAGCAAGAACGCUAUGAGAGAGUCACGCACACCGACAGCGCUCCAUCAAUGAUCGCACUGCAUCAUGCCGCACAACAACAACCAAAUGGUGAGGCCACGACUCUUAACCCUCAUAUUUGGACAGAUGGGCUUGGGGAACUACAGCAAUCCGUUUGCAUUACGAAACGGUCCGCCUCUCCAAUUAAUUCUAAUCAGAACUCGCCAAAGCAAUCGCCCAGCCAACGACAAAGUUUUAGCAGUAAGCAAUCUCUACAGGUGAGACAAAAAAUGUUGGGUUCAGAGCAAUAUCAACAGAUAUUUGGCAUGAUGAGCGAUGAUAGUGAGACCACCGACUAUUGCGACAAUGUAAUCCAAUUGGGAGUGAAGCAGCAGCAGUUACAGGCUCCAAUAACAUGCCUGCCAAUCGCGGAGGAUAAUAAAGAACUAAAGCGUCUCAUCGAAGACAGUUAUUUGUAUUUUAAGAAGCAAACUAAUAUCCAGAUUGGUGCUGAACCAAGCGAGCAACAAGAGACUGCUGGAAAUCGGAAAUUCCCAGCACAUAGCGAAAGUGAUUUUAUCAAGAUGAAAAACGGUCGCAAUCGCAGUCGUAGUAAUGGCGGCAAUGAAGGUAAUGCCAAAAAGCCGUGUGCUCUAAGUGAUUCUGAGUUCCUCAAGGCACUGACUGACUCCACAAAUAAGCGAAAACAACUAGAAUCACUCACAGAAGGUGUUGUGAAAGAGGAUAAGGACAAAGUAAGAGACAAGGGUUUUACAUUUAAAGGUUUGUUAGCGAAAACGAAACGAUCAAGCACGGAAUGUUUUUCUAUCGAAAAGAAACGCCACCAAGCCACAUCCGAAGAGAUACGCAGCAAUCGUGCACAACUAUUUCGACGGUCACGCAAUCGCAAACUGUCACACAGUUACAACGGAGGCAUGAGCCGGAAACAGGAGAUGCAUUCGCGCCAACACAGUGACACUGACUCAGAGGCCGGUUUCAUCUAUUAUUCGUACACUAUGGGGGAAAGUCAGGAGAGCUCGGCUACGCGCUACAACACUCCUGACAUUUUACUCGAUAUCAAUGUGUUAAACGAACAAACGGAUGACACUAUAAAAGACAAUAUUUCAGUUCGAACACACGAAUUCGAGAUAACUACAUCUCCACACGGACAUAAUAGCUCAGUACAAUUAAUUGACUUAGGAGAUUCUCACGAAGUAGCUUAUAGUGGCUCAGACGACUUCUCGCAAUACACCGACUGUCUAACAGAGUCCCCACAUAUACCAGCUACACCGCCACCAUCACUGUCGCCUUCCUCAUUAACCGAAGCUAUAGUUCCUGAUCAACCCAUUAAAUGCGCCAUUGAACUGCCGGAGAAAAGCAAUAUUCUCAUUACCUCGCGUACUGACCUGGUCGAGCUCUUCCGCUCUCUUAGUUUUCCCAUUGCAGAACUAGGGACUACCACAAUCGAUUCGCCACAUCGUAGGUUCCUUUCGUCGUCCAACUCUACCGAAUCCAAGUCAGGAAAGUCAGCAAAUCAGAUUAAACAGCGACUCAGCACACUCAGUGAUCAAGUUUUAGUGACAAAGAAUAGCACUAACUUUCUCAUGUCCCCACCGACAACACCAAACUUCAACUCCGCACAAAAUCUACCGACAACAAAGGCUAAUGCCUUCCCAAGCGCACUGAGUAACACUGUAAAUGUCUACUUUCUCUCACCACCACCAACAGCAACUCUGCAACCAUUCCCAAACAACUCACCAACAAGCAAUCCCUUCAGCAGUGACACGGCCACAUUAUCCUUGGACGUACUUACCUCAUUGUCAGUGCCGACGUCUCAGAGUCAACAAGCCUUGGCAAUGCACGCAACACCACCACAAAUGUCGCAAUGCAAGUCGCCAAAACCAGAAAUUAUACUAGACUCUACACUCUCGCCCACUUCGUUGCACAGCGGCAGUAAAGGCGACAUCGACGGUGGUGAUAUUGGUCUGCUCACCACCGAUGAGAAAGACUUGACUUCACCGUUAUUCAAACGUCACGACAGCGAGCCAGAAACAACAUCCACAACAAUACGUCAUCGCCCCAGCAUACUAGCAGGAGGCGGAGCUUAUAACGGCAGCAACGGUCAAUCAACACGCAAACGUCAGGCGUCGGUGGUGACGUAUGAUGUCAAUGUCAUUAAUUUCUCACAGGACAACAGUGAUAGCCGUAGCUACAUACCAAUGGGUCGAGUAUCGACCAGCUCAGCAAAGCCGCAGCGGCCAACAGAAGUCGAUUUCUCGCAAAAGUCGUCACUCAAACGACGCGGCGGAAUCUGCAUAUUUGUCGAUGAGGAAGAGGCCAUUAAUAUGAUUGAACAAAAGACUGGUAGUGGCAACCAAGCCAAGUGCAUCACCUUCGAUACUGUGAACGUCGGCUACGAGAGCACCGAUAUGGCCAACUCGAAAGUCAAUAAGGCGGCCGUUAAGUGCCAAUUAUGCGGCGCCAAUAUGAGGCCCCAAUUGCGUUUACCAAUUCCCGGCGGUCAGGGACAGAGUCACAGUCGAAGCGACAAACGUUUCUGGCACACGAAUCGUUGGUGGCACAAACGCAAGAACCACCAACGAAGGUCGGAGGAAUGCCAGUGCGGCGCUACCGGUGGCUCGGUGAGGCCGACGAAAGGCUGGAAAGCUGAACACAAAGCUGCUCGGACCUUGGGUAUCAUAAUGGGUGUAUUCCUGCUUUGCUGGCUGCCUUUCUUUCUGUGGUAUGUAAUAACUUCCCUGUGCGGUGCGGCCUGCCCUUGCCCGGAUGUGGUCGUCGUGGUGCUCUUCUGGAUUGGCUACUUCAACUCCACACUGAACCCUCUGAUCUACGCCUAUUUCAACCGGGACUUUCGCGAAGCGUUCCGUAAUACACUGGAAUGUAUGAUUCCAUGUUUGCGCAAGCGCAACCCCUACGACGCCUACUACGUGUAGUAUGCCCAUGUGGGAAGUAAGUUUGUGUUCCUCGUCCAUGAUACACCGCAUGCACACAGGCAUAGCAGCAUGUGUACCAUGGAACAUUUGUAGUGUAAUAUCAGCAGCUCGUGCUACUCUCUACCUUACUCAGCAAACGAGAGCACUUCAAACAGUUUAUGUGAUAUGAAUUUGUAAGUUAAAGUUAGCGAAAACAUCAAUAUGUAAAAUUCUAAGUAAGCCCGAAUGAGCCACACAUUCAUACAUACUGCAGAGUAUACCAAUGGACGUUGAAAAAGUAUGUACUUAAAUAUAUUUAGCUAAUUAUAAUAAUGUAUUUGAACUUGAGCAAACAUGUGCGAUUGCAUGCGUAGAUAGCAUCACCUCAUAAUACUUAGUCAAAGAUAAAUUUUGAAUUAAGUAUUCAAAUGCGCAUAUGUAUAGUAUGUGUUAAAUUGAUGUACAUACCAUACGUAGUUAUCAGAUGUGCUAGUUAAAUAGAUAUGUAGUCAAAAAGCAAUACUUGUAUAAACUAUCCAAGCGGAUCUUGUUCAAAUAUCGUAUGUAAUAUGCAUUAUGAGUAUGAGUUUAGUUAUAAAAAUAUAAUUUAUUUGAUAUUUAUGGAAAUAGAAAAUUAGGUUAGGUCUAAUGAGCCAUAGAUCUGCAAAGGAAAGGUGAGGGUAUAUGGAUUGACCGAGUUAAUGUGCGUCCCUUAUUCGUUUAGCAAAACCAAAGCUACAAAGUGGAUACUUAGCUGCUUUCGCCUGAAUAUAGAAUAAAGGGGGUUCCCACUAUAUUCUCAAAUAACUGCCUCCUUCGACAUUUCUUAGAUUUUCAAAGGUUUCCAUGCGGUAAGAGCCAUUACGCAACUUAUGCAAUAUACUCCCAAGUUUUCUACAAAAGAGGCUGUUGCGCGGCAUCGACUAUAACCGCAUAAGCGGUGUCUACGCCAGUAAAGAAGAAGGUUCUACUAUUCUUGUGUAACUGCCGAUUGACGGAGUAGAUGGGUGACAGCCAACUGAGUGGCGAAGCGCUUUGGAGUUACUGGCAAAUACGGGUAUUUUGUAAUCCCUCUUACCUACGCACAAAAAUUAUUUAGGAUCCCUGCAGUGAAAUAAACUAUUUGGUAACUAUAUAACUGUCAAGCAAGAACCACACGCCCUAUUAGGCAAUGAAGCAUCUAGUAUCGUACAAGCAACUGGAAUUUUUUAAAUAGUUGACUUACACUACCAGUACUAAUUUUGACGGCUUGAAGUUUUAUUUAAUUUUACUUUACGUAUAUUUAAUCGUAUUAAAUCGUUAAUGUCAAGAAAUUAUAACAUUAUAACAGUAUUUGCGUUUAUAAAUGGUUUUAUAAUUGCAAAAAUCCGUUGUCCUCGAACCAGUUCAUUUUCGAUUCGCAUUUUUCCUAACUAGUUCGUUCCUUCACCGCAGGGAUUUGUGCACAGGUCGUGGGAAUUGUACAAGAAAGAAGUAGAUCUGCAGAAUGGUGGUAGUUAAAUAUUAAAUGUAUUACAGAGUUACAAAAUAAAGUAUUAAAUGUACCGCAAUGAGUUGAUGGCAUAUUGCAAAACCAAAGUUGCAUACAAAUAUUUAAUAUUUAAGUGGAUGUGUUAGAAAUAUUACUAUUUACAUGUGUUUCGAUAUAUCUACUAUAUAAAUAAAUACCAUCAGAUAGACCAAACAAUUAUUUAUAUCAAUAACUGAGCAAAUUACAGUAUUUAGUGAUUGCGGCAGAGCAGAAACGUUAUCGAUUGCGUAACUAAAUUGUAUAUUCAUGUAAAUUUAAGUUAUGAGUAAGCUUGCUUAACCUAGAAAACAUUAGAUACGCAAGCGACGAGAAUAUUAAAAAAUCAAGCUAAAGACAAUCCUCAAAAUGGCAAAAAAAUACUGAUGAGGUUAUAGUUAAUACUUUAAUUUGAUUAAGUGUGUAUGCGUAUGUGUUUUACUAGCAAACAACGGCGUAAGCAAAAAUUAUAAAUUCGCGCAUUAGACGAAGAAUAACUUAGCCAUCUUACGUUUUCAAUCCUUGGCACAAAUUAUAGUAACCUGAUAUUGACUUAACAUAAACUUAAAUUAAUAAAUGCGAAAUUCGCAGUCGUACAGCUGGAAAUCUCAUUACAACGUAAAACAUACAGACAAUUUUAAAUGUUUUAUUUCGGUUUGAACUACAUUUUUAAGUGCACACUACCUGUUGUGAUAUUUAUAGAUUUAAUUUAUGAAAAUAUAAUAUGGAAAUUUCAAUAUAUGGACAAGCUUAUAUGAAUGGUGAUUGAAAGAGCUAUGCUGAUAGAAACUGUAAACUUUGGUUAAUAUAUUGCUUAUGAACUCAAUUAGCAACAGACAUUUUGUAAAGUACAAGAAAAAUGGAAAAUGUUGCAACUUGUUAAAACAUAAAUUUUUGCAAAACAACCCAAG
This is a messenger RNA of Bactrocera latifrons, 7473 nucleotides long. It is a transcript of the gene Octbeta3R, whose product is annotated as octopamine receptor beta-3R. NCBI's taxonomy places the organism in Eukaryota, Metazoa, Arthropoda, Insecta, Diptera, Tephritidae. The record is from RefSeq and is a predicted model, not a curated record. The transcript has 8 exons. The coding region runs from base 604 to 5076 and encodes 1490 amino acids. Gene Ontology annotation, molecular function: octopamine receptor activity. Gene Ontology annotation, cellular component: membrane. Gene Ontology annotation, biological process: adenylate cyclase-activating adrenergic receptor signaling pathway.